CGUUACUUACCUAUAUUUAAUUUGUUUAUCUGAGAUUAUACACAGCUAAAUAUGUCAAAUUUCCAUAGCCAUCCUGGUUUUAAAAAGAAACUGAACGACAUAUUUCUAGGGGUUGUAGAUAUAAAAGUGCGCAGGACUGGUCCUCCCAUCAUUCCAGAACAUCCCUUCUUUCCGAAUAAUGGAUACCAGUUAUGUUCCCAACAACCCCCAGUUCGGGCUUCAGCUGGAGUGCAACUGGACAGGAUCUUCCAACGGAUUGCAACAGGUUUCAAACUGCACAGACGAUCUGUCGUCUUGUUGGAACGAGGAGAUGGGUUCAUUUUCGUUACCAUUGGAUUUAGAACCCUUGCCGAGUUUAUUCAAUAUCUCGCCAUGCAGUAAUGGAACCAAUGGAAAUUAUAAAAUCGAGUCGUCGAUCCAAAAUCAAUCGCCGUUAGUAUUUCGAGAUCAAAAGCAAUCGGGUCCCGAUGUCGCCGACGUCCUGCUUUCGCUCAAGCACGCCGUGGUCCAUCCCGGACAGAGCCCCAACGAUAAAUAUGAAGCACAACACGUCUAUCAUCCCCAGAUGCUCCUCUCACCGAAUGGAUACUCAGGGGGGAUCUGCGAGCAGGCGUUCAGCCAACCGACUCCCAUGUUUCCGAGCAUGUCCGUUAACGUUUCUAUGAAUAUGACCAUGCACGGUUACCAUCCUAAUAACAGCUGCGGAUAUCCUUCUGCGGAGAUUGCCUGUCCGCAGUUACAAUGGAGUUCGACGCCACAAGGAACAAACCAAAGUUACCAAAGCCAAGGAUUAUUGAGUCCUUCCUACGGAGGGACGACGUACUCCUUCACGGCGGAUUUCCGACCUCCCCAAGAGGUGCCAGUUACCACGUCAUCGUACAAACCCCUGCCAAUGAGUUUUUCUUCGCCAAGAAGAAGACAUAGUAUUAGUUUCGUUGAAGAGGAUAGUCAGAAGCCCAAUGUGUGUAGGAUAUGCGGUAAAAGUUACGCACGGCCUAGCACCCUCAAGACCCACCUGCGUACCCACAGCGGCGAAAAGCCCUACAGGUGCAUCGACUGCAAUAAAUCGUUUUCUCAAGCUGCGAACCUGACUGCGCACGUGCGGACGCACAGCGGGGAAAAACCGUUUCGAUGUCCGGUCUGCGACAGGAGGUUUUCGCAGAGUUCGUCCGUUACCACGCACAUGCGCACACAUUCUGGAGAAAGGCCUUACAGAUGUAGGCUGUGCAAAAAAGCCUUCUCAGACAGCAGUACCUUAACCAAACACCUCAGGAUCCACAGCGGGGAGAAGCCUUACGAAUGUAAAUUAUGCCUACUCAGGUUCAGCCAAAGUGGCAACCUGAACAGACACAUGAGGGUGCACGGCAGCAACGGGAUUCCCCCGUGACACACGCUGUUCGGGUACACGUGCUAAAUAAACCAAGGUGCUCAUUUUUCGGAAUAAUUUAUUUCGUUAAAAAAAAGAGAAAGUAAAAGAAGUAAUAAAUGCUAAAGAAAAGUUACGAAGUUGUAUGAGAAGAAAAUUGCAGUGACAAAUAUGGAAUUUGGGCCAAUUCAAUUAUUUUUGGUUAUUUAUCGCUGCUUUUUCUACUAUUAAGUCGUUUUUUUUAAAGGUAUCUCCUUAUUGCAAGUUACAUAUUUUAUUAAAAAUAUUUCAAUAAGAGAAAGGUACAGAAAAAUUCUACAAAUUUAUUUAAAAAAAAAAACUUGAAAAUAUUAUCC
This is a messenger RNA of Psylliodes chrysocephalus, 1722 nucleotides long. NCBI's taxonomy places the organism in Eukaryota, Metazoa, Arthropoda, Insecta, Coleoptera, Chrysomelidae. The record is from the annotation of a GenBank genome assembly.